AUGCAAGCAUUGGCCUUUCUGCAAGAUCUCAGACAAGUAUGCAAGCACAAGAGCAAACGUUCCAGCCCACCAUCUCCCUGCCACAUCCGGGGGAAUAGGGCCAGAAAGGAACGCGCCUACGUCAUUGACGUAGACUAUGCUGGCCGUUCACGUUGGGGUUCAUUCCUGCGUUGGUGUUCACUGCACAAAUCACCAGGUGCAAACAAAAACCCACGUCUUGUGAGACUCCAAGAGGAAGCUCAAGAGGAAGCUGAGAGAAAGAUGAUUGGCCUCGACCACACAAAUGAGAACAACAAUAACGAAGUGAGCACCAUUGAAAUCAGACCUUGCGAGGAACCAACUACCAGACUGCCCGUCAGCACCAACUCUGACUCCGCUGUCGCCAUGGAUGGUAUUCAAUCUUCAUCCACCUUGUCUACCUCGGAUACAGAUUCCUUGAGGAAUGGCAUCAUCAUCAGUAAAGAUUCGGCCAAUGGGAAGCAAGACGUAUCUCAAGGGAACCAAAGUUUGUCUGAAAUCAAGCCAACCACAUCCAGCAAGCACUGUGUCAGAUCUUGCUUUUCAAUUCUAGCAGCGUUUGUCCAGAUCUUCCUGAUUAUAUCCUGUAUAUUUGCCACACUGUGGUCUGUGUCAUCGUUCCAUGGUGUCUGCUGGCAUACUUUGUGGGAGUGGGUGACAACUUCCAUCAUUGCCAUUGUCAUCCAGGCUGUCAUCUUGGACACACUUAAGGCUGUUGUAGUGACUGUAAUGAAGAGACAUAGUGACAAAAGAGCCACCACAUCCUUAGUCAUUCCUCACCCAUUCAGUCAGUAAACUAGAUCGAUGACCUUUCAUCACACGUUACUUGUAAUGCAGAAUCUCAGCAUCUGUGGUAAUCUUCUCAGUGGCAUAUUAGUGGAUUUCAAAAUGCCAGUAAGUUACAUAUAUUUUGAAAUCUAGAUAUUUAGCUGAUAUUCAAGUUUCAUACAUGCACCAAACGUGCAUGUCACACUUCAAGCAUUACUGUCCUUGUUUUGGUGGAUAAUACAUGCAUUAGAAACAAUUAUGGGAAAAUGUUCAUAAAAAUAAUCUGACUUCUUUGGAAAGGAAAAUUUCAUUCAAAUGCGAAACCUUGUUAUUCAAACUUGUUAUUCAAAGUUGUGCAAGACACAAGUUGACUAUGACUAUGAUUCAAUAUAAGGUAACACUGAAAUUAUGUUACAAGUUUCAAUGUGAAUCUUUCAACUUAAAAGAUACUUUUGGAGUGCAUUUCUACUUAAUUAAUCUUGUCAUCAGCACUUGAAGAAGCUUAAAAGCUACGUGCACUGGAAAGCGUCUUGCGAAAAAUAAAUCGAAUAAAAAAAUAACGUGUCUUACUAUGGACAUGAAAAAUUCAUUCAAAUGGAAAAUCGUAUUGUUCAAAUUUGUAAAACAAUCUCAAGCUUUUUAUGUAUUCUUGUAGAGGAUAGAGAAAUUUGUUACCCCCUAAAAUUGAAACGGACCAGUCCUUAAGUUACUCAGUGGCCCUACCCCUGGACUUAUGGUAGAACCCAAAGGACAGGAUGUUUGCUCUGUUGACUGUGCUGGUCACUUGAGGCAGACUUAAGUGAACCCACAAUCAGCAAGUGUCCUUCUCUGCCCUUUGUCCACAGCAUGUUGGCCGCCCUCUCCCCGAAAAUUCGGUUGUGGAUCCGCCUUUGACCACACCUGAUCAAUUUUGAAAG
This is a messenger RNA of Acanthaster planci (crown-of-thorns starfish), 1703 nucleotides long. RefSeq lists its product as uncharacterized. The record is from RefSeq and is a predicted model, not a curated record. Lineage: Eukaryota; Metazoa; Echinodermata; Asteroidea; Valvatida; Acanthasteridae.